AUGGUGUGGAUUCAUGGAGGUGCGUUUAUGUUGGGCUCUGGAUACACGGAUUUUUACGGACCUGAACACCUGCUUGAACACGAUGUUGUGCUGGUGACACUCAGUUACCGUGUGGGUGCACUAGGUUUCUUAUCAACUGGAGAUGAGGUGAUCCCAGGGAAUGCUGGUCUCAAAGAUCAAGUGAUGGCCUUAAAAUGGGUCAAGAGUAACAUCGCCAACUUUGGUGGAGACCCACAGAACGUCACAAUAUUUGGCGAGAGCGCUGGCGCCGUGUCCUGCCAUUUGUUACAAAUCUCUCCUGCAGCUAAGGGUUUGUUCCACAAGGUUAUCUGUCAAAGUGGCGUGGCGUCUUUGGAGCUGGUGUCGGCUCCUGUUAAGGACAGAACGCUUCGCCUGGCACAGUCCCUCGGCUUCACGGGAGACAGUUCAGAGGAACUACUGGCCUUCAUGAGAAACCAACCAGUGCAGACGCUCGUCGAGAGUGUACUAAACUGUCUGACCAAAGAGGAAAACCAGAGAAUGGAGACGCUGGUACCUUUGGCGCCAACCAUAGAACCGGACAGCGUGAAGGACGCAAUCAUCACACGGAGUCCUAUGGAAAUCUUGAAGAGUGGCAAGUUCAACAAAGUGCUCACUAUCUUGGGUGUCUGUUCUCGCGAAGGAAUAUUGUUCAUCCGAGAACUGACGAAGAACAAGGGAACUAUGCGGGAGCUCAAUACAAAUUUCCAGAGGCUGUUGCCAGCCGACAUUCCCGAUAAGAGGGAGGAACACAUCACCGUUGCUCUAGACAUCAAGAGGUUCUACUUUAAAAAUCAACCUCUGGAAGAUUCAACAGUCGAAAUGUAUGGUGACCUGCGCGGCGACCUCUUCUUCGUGCAUCCCUCCCUUGUGGCGGCUCGAGUGCAAUAUGCAGUCGCCGGAGCCCAGCCGGUGAAUCCCACACCAGUUCCUGAAGAUCCCAUUUUGUCUGUGACAUGGACUCCAUUCAAGAAAGAGAAUCGGUGCUACUUGAACAUCACAAAGGAUGGACUGAGCGUCGAGAGGGACCUCUACAAGGAAAGGAUGGAUUUCUGGGACAAGCUCUACAGACAGUAA
Molecule: messenger RNA, 1095 nt
Organism: Schistocerca serialis cubense
Lineage: Eukaryota; Metazoa; Arthropoda; Insecta; Orthoptera; Acrididae
Product: juvenile hormone esterase-like
Exons: 7
Coding region: 1-1095 (364 amino acids)
Molecular function (GO): hydrolase activity
Source: RefSeq, a predicted model, not a curated record